Messenger RNA from Coregonus clupeaformis (lake whitefish), 3058 nucleotides. RefSeq names its product major facilitator superfamily domain-containing protein 12. Gene Ontology annotation, biological process: carbohydrate transport. Bases 493 to 1947 code for a protein of 484 amino acids. Gene Ontology annotation, cellular component: membrane. Gene Ontology annotation, molecular function: symporter activity. The transcript has 10 exons. NCBI's taxonomy places the organism in Eukaryota, Metazoa, Chordata, Actinopteri, Salmoniformes, Salmonidae. The record is from RefSeq and is a predicted model, not a curated record.
AAACACAGUAUGUAGGAGGCUCAGCCUGUUCAAUGCUAGAUUACUAUGAGUAGUCUGCACUUGGAUGAUAUGAUAUUGGUUUCUACAGGACUGGAAAUGCAAUUUGGCGAACCAUAUAACAUUCAUGGUUUCGUUUUGACAGGCGGCAUUGAAGACAUGAGCGCUCACUCUAAACAUAAUUUUGGCAGUGGAUAGGAGUCUCUGGCUUGUGGGUGCAGGUUGAAACUCAGCCUGCGUAAAGUGUCUUUUGUUUUAGGAUUAGGUCAAACUACCCCCUAGGUCCUAUGUUAAAUCGUUUCAGCUGAUCAAGCAGGUGAAUAGUUUAAUGUAAUCCUAAUUUUGCUGGUUUCAAUUUUCUAGGAAUAUUGUUGAGCGUUUUUGGAGUUGCCUAGCGCAAUAGAGAAAGUUAUCCUUAGCUCGUGUUUUUGGGGGAUAUGAAAGGAACUUAUUUUUUAAAUCACUGAUAUUUAAGUGAAAUUGUUGGUAAUAGUUAUGUCUGACCAGUUGCUCUCUAAUGAGCGGUAUUUACCCCUCUUCAGGCGGUUGUGUUACGCAUCUGGUCACUUUUUGAACGACCUUUGCGCGUCAUUAUGGUUUACCUACCUAUUGGUCUACUAUCAUUCGGUGCUUGGGUUCAAGAGCACAUAUGCAGGUGUGUUGCUGCUUAUAGGUCAAAUAGCGGAUGGCGUCUCCACGCCCGUUGUCGGUAUCGAGUCGGACCGAACAGCUGGAUGUGGAGCAUAUGGCAAAAGAAAAACAUGGCAUUUAGUCGGCACUAUCAGUGUACUUAUCUCCUUUCCCUUCAUCUUUAACCCGUGUCUGGGAUGUGGUGACAACACUCCACAGUGGGUGGGGCUCAUCUAUUUCACCCCCUUCAUCAUCAUCUUCCAGUUUGGCUGGGCCGCUACCCAGAUCUCCCACCUGUCACUCAUCCCAGAGCUGGUGUCCAGUGAGCAUGCCAAGGUGGAGCUCACUGCCUACAGGUAUGCGUUCACGGUGGUGGCCAAUAUUACAGUGUAUGCUGUGACCUGGUUACUCUUUCACUUCCAGUCCCAGCAGACUGGAGAUCCCUCUGUCACUGACAGCUUGGGCAUUGUUGACAUCCCCAUAUUCAGGGACCUGUCCCUCAUUGUGCUGGGGAUCGGGGCAGUGUUUUCUUUCGUCUUCCACCUGGGCACCCGAGAAAGGGCUCCUCACAGGGAAGAGCCAGGCUCGCAGAACGACGAGAGUCAACCCCUGAUCUCCCUAAAUCCCCAUAAUGCCAUACCCCAAUCUCUCCUCCAAUGGAAACAUUGGUUGAAGGAGCCUUCAUUUUACCAGGUUGCUUUUCUGUACAUGUGCACCAGGUUGAUAGUCAACUUGUCCCAGACCUACAUCUCCAUGUAUCUCAUCAACUCCUUAUUGCUACCAAAGAACUUCAUCGCCACCAUUCCUUUAGUGAUGUAUGUCAGUGGGUUUGUGUGUUCUCUGGUCAUGAAGCCAAUCAGCAAGCUUGUAGGCAUUAGUAUGACCUAUUUGCUAGGCCUUGUGCUGAUCCUGGGGUUUUCCUCCUGGGUGUUGGUGGGCAUGAACAUAGGGAGGCUGAUCUAUGGAGCUGCUGUACUGCUGGGUGCAGGCUCUGCCACCAUCCUGGUCAUGUCACUCUCCAUGACGGCCAAACUGAUUGGAGAACAGACGCAAAGUGGGGCCUUUGUGUACGGGGCGAUGAGCUUCACAGAUAAGGUGGCCAAUGGCAUUGGUGUCAUCAUAAUCCAGAGUUUGCAUCCCUGCAUUUCACAAGACAGCUGUCCAGACAGUGUGUGGUUCUAUCGUGAUGUCAUGGUGAUUGUGACUGGGGGUGUGGCCUUAGCAGCAGCAAUUUCCCUAUGCACCCUUCUUAUCUGGCCUAUUAGGAUCCGACAACUCUCACAGGAAAAUCAGUUAAACGGUGGGAGAUCUACUCUAUAGACAGGUGAAGUUUUUUGGUGAUCAAAUUAUUUUUGACAGGUGAAGGGUUAAAACCAGUCCGCAUGCAGCUUGAAGGUAUUUAGAUAAUAUGCUUAGCUCUUUAUUCUUGUAAGCUUGCGCUACUAAUUCCAGAAAUAUUUUGACUUGGAAUUUGUAUUUGCUAAUUACAAAGAAGGUCUUUGCCAAACUUUUUUUUACGCCAUAAGAUAAAGCCACGCCUCCAUCUAGUGGAAGAAUGAUGAACUACACCUCAGUUUGAUAUGGGCCUUGCACACAACAGCACUCAAACAUGAGCACACUGGUUGAAAAUAUCCUACUAUAAUGCACUAGCUAUGUAUUUCCGUUCAUUGUUCUCUCCUCAUAGGUUUCCCCAGUACUUCUGUCCAGAUGGAGGCAGAAGACAGAGAAUGAGACACAGCAGUCAACUGAAGAUCAGAGAUUCAUUACACUGAUUAAUAUGUGGGGAAAACAGUGUGCCUGUUCACAGGACAAAGACCAGGAGACUUUCAGUAUACCCAUUGGAGAUGCAACAGGAACUUUACAGCAAGACUUUAACACCCCCAUAUCUAUCUAUACCGUUUCAUAAGAGAUUUAGAUGUAAUGCAUUUAUGAGGAAUUUAUGGAAUUUAUGGGGAGAAAUCAAUAAAUGGGUACAAUAUUCUACUUUAUAAUAAUACUGCAUACUGUAGGCCUACUUACACAGACAUGUCAAUGUUUUACACUUAAAAGGGAGUCACUUCUUUCUCCCUGGCUUUUUUAAGGGGAAAAUGUUUCUUCCAUAGGUGUUAUGAAAUAAUACACAAUACCAGGGUGUGUGUGUGUGUUGUCUAUUGUCUCCAUUAUUUCCUUCAGAUUUUCAUUGUACAGAUUUUGAAAUUAUAUCAGUCAUGCAGAAAUGUAAACUGGUUUUGGAUGAUUAUUUUCUGAUUUAAAUUGUUAAAAUGUCUUGUUGCCUUUAAGAUUUUGAGAGCUUUUGGACAAGUUUGCCUGAUGCAUGGUUGACGAAAUGACCACAAUGCCUAGUUUCUGAUGAAAAUGCAGAUGAGUUAUCUCAUAGGAAUAAACAUUUACAUCUCACUCACAUCUUCACUGAGAGAGAUGAGACAAUUCA